UCAGAUUCGGAUGAUGAUGAUGAUGAUAAUAUAUCAAAUUCGAUAAUUAAUAAUAAUAUUUUUAGAGGUGGUACAGAAUCAAAUAAUUUACAAGUUGAUAAUAAUCUUGAUAUAAUAAGAAUCAAAGAAUUAUUAAUGACUGAAUUAGAUUGUCAAAUAUGUUAUUCUUUAUUUAUUGAUCCAAUAACUACUCCUUGUGGUCAUAGUUUUUGUAAACCUUGUAUAACACGUUCACUUGAUCAUAAUUCAGCUUGUCCUAUUUGUAGACAACCACUUCAUAAUUAUAAUGCUUAUUUACAUCAUCCUAUAAACAAAACUAUUUAUUCUUUUAUAAGAGCUUUAUAUCCAUCAUUAUAUUCUGAAAGAAGAUAUUUAUUAGACAGUGAAUUAUUUAAUACAAUGCAAGAUACUCCAAUUUUUGUUACAAAUGCUUUGGUAUUUCCAAAAAUGCCUUGUUUCCUUCAUGUAUUUGAACCAAAAUAUAGGUUAAUGAUUCGAAGAUGUAUGCAAUCACGUCAAAGACAAUUUGGAAUGGUAUUAGCAUGUAGUAAUACUUAUCAAGAUUUUGGAACAAUGUUGGAAAUAAGGUCUGCAGAAUUUUUGGCUGAUGGACGUUCUCUUGUUGAAACAAUUGGUACUUAUAAAUUUAAAGUAAUUGAAAAAGGUUCAAAAGAUGGAUAUGAUGUUGGAAGAGUUGAACGAGUUGAUGAUAUUAGUCCUGAAGAAGAGGAAAGAAUUGAGAGAGAAGAAUUAAGACGUGCUGAAAUUUAUAAUACUAGUAAUCCAUUAAAUAAUCCAAUAAGGGAAUACACCACUUCAGAAUUAAUUGGCAUAUCACGUGAUUUCAUAGAGACUCUACGUAAUGGAAAUUCUCCUUGGCUUUUACAAAGACUUAAUUCAGUAUAUGGAGAUAUGCCAGAUGAUCCUUCAGAUUUUUCUUAUUGGGUCGCUUCAGUGAUUCCAAUAGCUGAAGGUGAAAAAUAUAAAUUAUUAGAAUUAAGAUCUGUUCGAGAACGAUUAAAAUUGAUUGUAGAAUGGAUAUCAAGUUUACGGGAUCAAUGGUGGUUUGCCCGUGGCUGUUCUAUUUCAUAAUAAAAAAUAUAUAUAUAUAUUUUAUUUAUUUUAUUCUAUUCUUCUCUCAGAUUUUCUUUUCAUUCUUUUUACCUUUUCAAGUGAAAUGAUAAGAUAAUUAAAAAAAAAAAAAAA
Rhizophagus irregularis DAOM 181602=DAOM 197198 is the source of this 1206-nucleotide messenger RNA. RefSeq lists its product as uncharacterized. NCBI's taxonomy places the organism in Eukaryota, Fungi, Glomeromycota, Glomeromycetes, Glomerales, Glomeraceae. Gene Ontology annotation, molecular function: ubiquitin protein ligase activity. The record is from RefSeq and is a predicted model, not a curated record.